AUGAAGGAUAUACUAAACUUUAAAAAUCUAUUAAUAAUAACUGUUACAUUAUGUCAAACAUUGGAUUACAGUUGGGCCAUUAAACGUGGUCCCCAUCAUCCGCGUAGUGAACGUAAGGUGGACCAACAUUUAACCCAUGAAGAGCACCGUAUAGAAGAUGAUUUAAAGGAAAUGGGCAUCAAGGCAUCUGUGGAAAAUAUGUCCGAGGAGGAGAAGAAUUUCUAUUAUUUUAAGAUCCACGAUGGAGACAAUAAUAAUGCCUUGGAUGGUUUGGAACUUCUGCAGGCUGCAAUGCAUCAGGAUGAUCAUUUUAAGAAAAUCGAUCGGGAUAAUUUCAUACAAAAUGCCAAUGAUGAACUGAAUCAUAUUAUCGAUGUCAUUGAUGAAUUCCUGUUAAUAGCCGACGCCAAUAAGGAUGGAUUUUUACACUACAACGAAUAUGUUCAGGCGGUAACGGGUACAGCACACUAAUGACAUAGUGCGGAAUAUUACUACU
Musca vetustissima is the source of this 496-nucleotide messenger RNA. RefSeq names its product multiple coagulation factor deficiency protein 2 homolog. The record is from RefSeq and is a predicted model, not a curated record. NCBI's taxonomy places the organism in Eukaryota, Metazoa, Arthropoda, Insecta, Diptera, Muscidae. The transcript has 4 exons. The coding region runs from base 1 to 471 and encodes 156 amino acids. Gene Ontology annotation, molecular function: calcium ion binding.